CCUGUCAGCCGUGAGAUUUAAAGCAUUAACCAUCUCGUUCUCUCUGGAUUGGUCUUCUCACUACUCCAUAGAAGCUAUCCUGAGAGCAAAAUGGCUGCCAAUACUAGAUAUGAGCCCGCACCGCAGCGCGACUCUUUUGAAGAGCGUGCUUACACUCAGCCCCCGCCCUCUUAUCAGGCAACUGCCGAUUAUACACAGGCGGCGCCUCGCAGCGAAGACGAUAAUGUUCCCGAUGACUUCAAGUUUGGCGGCACUGUGGCGGAGGGCACCCUGCCCAUUCGUAUGCAGUUUAUCCGCAAGGUCUAUGCGAUCCUGACGGUGCAACUCCUCCUCACGACGGUGAUGAGCUCGAUCUCCUUCUUCAGUCCCAGCUACCGGAACUGGAUCCAGUCCAAUUUCUGGGUGAUGAUCCUGUCGGUGUUCGGGGCGCUGGGCUUCAUGCUGGUGACCUACUGGAAGCGCAAGUCGUACCCGGCCAAUUUGCUGUUCCUGUCGGGCUUCACGAUCAUGGAGGCCUACUCGAUCAGCGUGGUGACGUCGUUGUACGAGAGCCGGAUCGUGCUGCAGGCGCUGGUGAUCACGCUGGGCCUGUUCGUCGCCCUGACGCUGUUCGCGUGCCAGACCAAGUACGACUUCACGCACUGGAUGCCCUACCUGUUCGGCGCGCUGUGGUUCUUGGUCCUCUUCGGCUUCAUGGCCAUGUUCUUCCCCGGCAACAGCACCGUCGAGCUCGUCUACGGCGGCGUCGCCGCCCUCGUCUUCGCCGGCUACAUCCUCGUCGACACCCAGCUCGUCAUGCGCCACUACCACGUCGAGGAGGAGAUUGCCGCCUCCAUCUCCCUCUACCUCGACAUCUUGAACUUGUUCCUCGCCAUUCUGCGCAUCUUGAACAGCCAGAGCAAUAACUAAGCUCGGGUCGGGUUCUGGCUUGAUCAGCGCAAGCAGGUUCUCUAGGCUUAGGCUUAGGCUUACUCCAGCUAGCUACUAUCACGACUCCCCCCGUUCCCGUUCCCGUUCCUCAAUCCCACUUCCAUGAAUUACCACCACACAACACCAAGGAAAAUAAACCAUAACGCUAGUACACCAAUACCAAACAAGAUUGCCAAAUAACGUUAACGAUCCAUGGAGUUUCUUGAUCUUGUUCUUGCCUUUUGUCUCUUCCCGACCAGACUUGCUGCGCUGUAUUUCUCUAAAUCUCUUACCUAAUUCAUCUCUGCCCCUGUGGCUUGUGCUCUGCACACAGUUCAUUUCCGCGUUCGCCCAAUCUCGAAAUCAUGAAUUAGCUGUCUUGUUUUUUUUUACAUACACCCAGCAUAUUUUGCUCUUCAAGUCAUGUGUACCGGUAACCCUUUUUCAUCCACAUUUGUAAAUCAGAUAUGGUCU
Molecule: messenger RNA, 1383 nt
Organism: Aspergillus aculeatus ATCC 16872
Lineage: Eukaryota; Fungi; Ascomycota; Eurotiomycetes; Eurotiales; Aspergillaceae
Product: Bax inhibitor-1 family protein
Exons: 3
Coding region: 91-909 (272 amino acids)
Cellular component (GO): membrane
Source: RefSeq, a predicted model, not a curated record